UCAUGCUGCCCAGGCCCAAGUCUUCAGGGGUCCCUAAAAGGGCCCUCCCAUUGCUGCUGUCUCCAUCGCCACACUCUGCCUGGCCACUUUCAGGUCUCCUCACACUGCCUGGUGGUUACCUUUUUUGUCCAUAGGGUGCUGGCAGAUUACGGGCCUCCCAUAGCUGCUGCAGGCCCCUAAUCUGCCAUGGGCCCCUAUACCGCCUCCUCAUGCUGCUGCCAGUCUCAGAGUCUCUCAUGGGUGUCCCUGUACGGCCUCCCAUUGCUAAAGCUGUCUCCAUCGCCACACUCUGCCAUGUGCCACUUUCAGGUUCUCCUCACACUGCUGGUGUAUUCCAUUUUUUGU
Molecule: messenger RNA, 345 nt
Organism: Staurois parvus
Lineage: Eukaryota; Metazoa; Chordata; Amphibia; Anura; Ranidae
Source: the annotation of a GenBank genome assembly